AUGCCACAACUUGAGUGGAUUUAUAUUCAAAAACUUCUGGUGCCUUUAUUUGAAAAUGUAUGCGAAACCAGCACUGAUCAAGGUAUCAUAAAUUUAAGCAAUGACUUCGAAAAGGAUUUUGUAUCUGAAAAUUACUUAAAUUCGGAAAUAAUUAGUAAUCUUCAAAACUACAAAAAUGGAAAAGGUUUUACGCCGAAAAGUGAAAUUUUUACAGAAUAUAAUGAAGACCAUAUCAACGAACUAAAGUUAAUUUUUGAGGUCUUAUACUUUGCCAAAGAUUUUAAUACGUUUUAUAAAGCAGCAGCUUGGGCGCGUCAAAAUAUUAACUGCGGUGUUUACGUUGAUGCUAUUUACCUUGCCAUUUUGAACAGAAAAGAUACUGAAAAAAUUUCAAUUCCACCUCCGUAUGAAAUACUUCCUAAUUAUUUUAUUAACAGAGAUGUUAUUAUCAAAGGUUCCUUAUUAUUAGCAAAUGAAGAAAUAGUUAAUUUGGAAAACGUUCGCGAGGAAGGAAAUUCGUAUAUUAUAAAUGCAAAUUAUUCUCAAAACUCGUAUGAAUCUAGUGACGAAGGCUUAUCAUAUUUUCAUGAAGAUAUAGGUCUCAAUACAUUUUAUUUCUUACAAAAACUAAACAUGUCUCCAUGGCUUAAUACUUCUUUGGGCUUGCGACCUAAAUUUGGUGAACAUAUUUAUCAUAUAAUGAAACAACUCGCAACAAGAUAUAAUUUAGAAAGAUACUCAAACGGUUUACCAGAAUUGGAAGAUUUGAGUUGGGAUUCGUUAUCGUUAACUAAUCGUUAUGAUCCAAUGUUAAUUUACUCUAAUGGAAACGAUUUCAAACCAAGCUCGCCAGCAAUUUCAGGUAGUAACGAAGAUGUGGCGUUUCUGCAAAGUAUUGAAAAUAAUAUAGUUACGAUCGCUAAUCGCAUGAAGGAAAAAGGAUAUAGUAAGGUAGACAUUAUAAAUCACCUAAUGCAAAUUUUGGUAACAAACAAAAACAGUUAUGAAAAUGUAGCUUUCAAAAUACUUGGAAAUGAUUUUACUUCUGAACAAAAGUCUCCCUCAGUAUUAGCCCAUUACUUAACUGUAGUACGAGAUCCUAUAUUCUGGAAAAUAAACAAGAAAAUAAUAGAUCUAGUAGAACGCGUUUUAAGUGAUUUACCUGGUUAUUUACGAAACGAUUUAAUUUUUCCGGGAGUAGAAAUCGUUAACGUAGAUAUAAAAAAAUUGAUGACAUCCUUUGAAUAUUUCGAGUUUGAUGUGACAGAUGCUCUUAAAACAGGCACAAACAACGUAAAAUUUCAAGUCAAGGUUGGGCAAUAUAGGUUAAACCACAAACCAUUUUCAAUAAAACUUAACAUUUCGUCCCUGGUUACGCAAAAGGGAUUUACAAAAAUAUUUAUCGGACCAAAAGUUCUACCCGGUGAACUCGGCAAUAAGAAAAAUUUAUUCUUUUUACUUGAUUGUUUUGAAAUUAACCUAAAGAAAGGUAAAAAUAUAAUAACUAGAACUUCCAACGAAAUGAAUCAUCUGUCUGAAGACUUAACAUCAUUAAAAGUUAUAAAGAAAAGAUUGGAUGAUGCCGAGUUUGGAAUAAAUUCAGUACCUCUAAAAAUGAUAGGAUUACAGACAGGAUUUCCACAACGUUUAGUGCUUCCUAAGGGUGCAGGAGAUGGAUUGCCUUUUCAAAUAUUUAUUUUCAUAGCACCAUAUAUAAGACCAUCAACUAGUGGACGUUUUGGUAAUAUAGAAUACAAUUUAGACGCUAUGUCAACACCAGGUUUUCCUUUAGAUGUAAAAACUGACAUAAGUCAACUUCUCGAGCUCCCAAAUGCAAUUUUACAAGAUAUUUCGAUUACACACAAAGGUGGAAAUAAAGCAGUAAAUAAACAAGAAUCAAACUACGAAAAUGUAGAUUACGGUGCUAAGUGGACGAGUAGCGAAAUUGAUGAACAAGUCAAACCUUUAAGAAGUUCCAUACGACCAGAUUUUACGAUGUUAAAGGAACCUUUCGAUUUUAAGUCGAAAAAAGAUAAUAAAUAUGUAAAAUACAAUAAGAAUUUAGUAGAACAAGAUUCUGACAAAAGUAUACAAAAUAUUCUCAAAAUUCAAGGAUUACAAAAUAGUACAGGUGCAAUGAAAAACAAUAAGGAUACAAUAAGUAAUAAGGCUAUUGGUGACGAAACAAACAAUGAACUUGCUGACCCCAGUAAAAUAUUAAAAAAUGAGUUUAAAGAACCAAUCAGAAAAUUGAAAGUAGCUGCCAGACCAGAUUUUACAAUGAAAAAAGAAUCUUUUGAUUAUAAAUCAAAAAGGCCAUACAGCAAAAAAGACGAGUAUUUAGCAAAAAGAGGUGGUUACAAUAAAGGCAAACAAGAUAUAUCGAAAGAUCGAGAAGCAAAAUAUAAUGUUGACAUCACUAAAAAUAAAAAAAGUGCCAACAUAUCAGAACAAAUAAAAAGGGAAUCAAAUAAAAAUUAUUAUGAUUUAGAUAAAACGAUUUACAAUAAAAGCUCCGAGGAAACAAAUUUUGAGAAAACAAUUAAAAAGCGACAGGAUUUCGAAAAUCAACAAACACCUCUUAUUGCAGGACUCAACAAAAUAAGCGAUAAACAGCAAGAAAAUAUGUUAUCAGAAAAAGAUAUAUCAACGAUACAAAAAAAAAGUACUCCAACUGUGUAUGAUUUUCUUUUUAAUAAUUCUUUUGACACAUAUGAUAAUAUAGAAAAAGUCUACGUAUAG
Molecule: messenger RNA, 2742 nt
Organism: Parnassius apollo (apollo)
Lineage: Eukaryota; Metazoa; Arthropoda; Insecta; Lepidoptera; Papilionidae
Source: the annotation of a GenBank genome assembly